Molecule: messenger RNA, 1853 nt
Organism: Ananas comosus (pineapple)
Lineage: Eukaryota; Viridiplantae; Streptophyta; Magnoliopsida; Poales; Bromeliaceae
Product: methionine aminopeptidase 2B-like
Exons: 13
Coding region: 175-1557 (460 amino acids)
Biological process (GO): proteolysis
Molecular function (GO): metalloaminopeptidase activity
Source: RefSeq, a predicted model, not a curated record
CAAGAGGCAAGUUGGGGGAGUUAAUCAGAGUAUUGCUGGAUUGUUAUCUCUUCAGAUAUAUCCGAUAAAGAAUUACUGAACUGUUAUUUCAUCUUGGGAGUUGGGGCAAUCAAUCUCUACAACUAUCUAUACUACGUUGGGAUAAAGAAAGUUGUCCGCGAUAAGGGAGAGGAGAUGGGUGGAAGUAAGGCUGAAGUAGUUGAAGGCGUGGAAGGAUUACAUAUUGGUCCAAAGCAAACAACUGAUGAGAGUUUAAAUAACGUGGCUGAAGUACGAUCAGCUGAGCCAGAAGAAAAUAAAGGUUCAAAGCUUGUAGAGAGCAAUGGUAAGGCUUGUGCAUCCGAAUCCUCUGUGCCGGACGACGAAGAUGACCAGCAAGGAGAUGGUCCUGCUCAAGAUGGAACAUCAGAAACAUCGAAGAAGAAGAAGAAGAAGAGUAGAUCCAAGAAAAAGAAAGAGCCUCUUCAGCAGACCGACCCACCAUCUAUUCCUGUUGAUGAACUCUUUCCUUCCGGAGAAUUUCCUGAGGGCGAAAUCCAGCAGUACAAGGAUGAUAAUCUAUGGAGAACAACCUCGGAGGAAAAGAGGGAAUUAGAACGGCUAGAGAAGCCUAUGUACAAUGUAGUUCGGCGAGCAGCUGAAGUUCAUCGACAGGUUCGGAAAUAUAUCAGGAGUAUUUUGAAGCCUGGAAUUUUAAUGAUUGACCUGUGUGAGACCUUGGAAAAUAUGGUAAGGAAACUUAUCAAAGAGAAUGGGCUUCAAGCGGGCAUUGCUUUUCCGACAGGAUGCUCCCUAAAUUGGGUUGCAGCUCAUUGGACUCCCAAUUCCGGUGAUAAAACUGUCCUUCAGUAUGAUGAUGUGAUGAAGUUGGAUUUUGGAACACACAUAGAUGGACAUAUUGUUGAUUGUGCAUUUACAGUGGCUUUUAAUCCCAUGUUCAAUCCGUUGCUUGAGGCUUCAAGAGAAGCUACAAAUACCGGGGUUAAGGAAGCGGGGAUAGAUGCACGACUUUGCGAUGUUGGCGCUGCAAUUCAAGAAGUCAUGGAAUCAUAUGAGGUUGAAAUCAAUGGGAAGGUGUUCCAAGUUAAAAGUGUGAGAAACCUGAACGGACACAGUAUUGGACCAUAUCAAAUACAUGCUGGAAAAUCUGUUCCAAUUGUAAAAGGUGGGGAGCAAACAAAAAUGGAGGAAGGAGAAUUUUAUGCGAUUGAAACUUUUGGAUCUACAGGAAAAGGACUAGUUAGGGAGGACUUGGAAUGCAGCCAUUACAUGAAGAACUUUGAUGUUGGACACAUACCGCUAAGAUUGCCGAGGGCAAAGCAACUUCUUACAACAAUCAACAAGCACUUUUCAACUUUGGCCUUUUGCCGUCGUUACUUGGACCGUAUUGGAGAGACCAAGUAUCUUAUGGCACUCAAAAACCUAUGUGAUGCUGGUAUUGUUCAGCCGUACCCUCCUCUGUGCGAUGUAAAAGGAAGCUAUGUGUCGCAGUUCGAGCACACUAUCUUACUUCGACCUACUUGUAAAGAAGUAAUUUCCCGAGGCGACGACUACUGAGUUAUCAGUAACUUUCCCAUCUGCACAAUGUUGGUCUGAGAUAUCUGUCACUUCCCCGUCUGCUAUGUUUGUAAUACUCUUUCUUUUGAGAAUAGUACUAGAGCGAAAUACUUGUAUCCGUAAACGAAAUAGGGACUUCAAAGGCUCUUCUGUGGUUGCUAAGUUGUGCUGAGUUGAACAUGAAAAUUUCUGGCCAAAUUAGAAAGGCAAUUUUAUUUGUUGCAUCGAAGUUUAUAUUCAACUGUUUGUAGUUGUAAAAUUCUCAUUAGCUAUUCGACAUUUUGCCUCGUCGUGCA